AUGUCCUCUCCUAAGCUAUUCAAUUUGCCCGACCCCUCGCAAAGAGAGGCUCUCACCAAGUUCUUUAGAGACAGACAGGUUGGUAGACUGCGACUAGUCGGAUGUGAAGAUGACAAGCUGUGGCAGUAUGUGAUGCAUCAAGUUGUUGGAGCCUUGGACGCACAUCUGAGAGACGAUAACGCCUUCCGCUUCCUCCUCGGACCACGCCCAACUGCUGCUGACUUUGCGCUGUAUGGCCUUCUCAAGCAACUUUCACUCGACCACACGACUGGAUACAUCAUCCGAGAUCGAUUCACCGCUGUAUACGGCUGGAUUAUGGCGAUGGACGAUUCAAGUGGUCUUGAAGUGGAUGCCGAAUGGGAGUUACUGCGCAUGAACACCCCGGCAGUUAGAAAAAUACUCAAACUCGUCACUUCGAUGUAUCUCCCCUAUCUCGUCGCGAAUAGCCGUGCGAGCCGCGGUGACGAAGUCAGGGUUGAAUUUCGCCUCGACGAUGGUCAGACCUUCCUUCAUAGAGAGAAGUUUGGUUCUUAUCAAAAGAAGUGCUUUGAAAACUUGAGACGGCAAUACGUCGAGUUGAACGCAGCACAGCGCCGUGAAAUAAGCAAGCUAGCAGGCUGUCAACUUGACCAGUGGCUCGACGUAAACCAAUCC
Molecule: messenger RNA, 654 nt
Organism: Perkinsus marinus ATCC 50983
Lineage: Eukaryota; Perkinsozoa; Perkinsida; Perkinsidae
Exons: 6
Source: RefSeq, a predicted model, not a curated record